GCGGGGAGGUCGCGCAGGGGAGGAGGAGUCAAUGGCGAAGGGCAGGGGAGGCCCGCGGCGACUUAUUUUUUGGUUUUUUUUCCCUUGCGCAUCGGCCAUGUUUAUCUUCUCUGUCUCGAUAUAAGAGGAGGAGGAAGAGGACGAGCAGGACAAGGAAGAGGACGAGCAGGACGAGGAGGAAGACGAGCAGGAGGAGGAGGACGACGAGAAGGAAGAUGAGGAGAAGGAGAAGGAAAAAGAAGAAGAGGAAAAGGAGGUGAGGAGAAGGAGGAGGAGGAGAAGGAGAAGGACGAGGUGCUCAGGAUAGGGGGAGGGGGCGGAAGGUCGCGCAAGACAGGGGUGAGGGCGAUGUCGAAGGGGAGCGGAGGUGUCGCGAUGGGGGAGCGGAGGUCGCGCUGGGGAGGGCGAGUCUAUGGCGAAGAGGAGGGAAGGUGCGCGGCGGCCAUUCUUUUUUUUCUUUCAUCCUUGCGCAGCGGCCAUACUAAUCUUUUCUGUGGAGAAAGCGUAGUAGGACGAGGGGGAAGGGGAGAAGGAAGAAGAGGAGGAAGAAGAGGAGGAGGAAGAGGAGGAGGACAAGGAAGAGGAAGAAGAAGAGGAGGAGGAGGAGGAGGAGGAGGAGGAGGAAGAAGAAAAGAGGAAGGUGAGGAAGAGGAGAAUCAGAAUGACGAAGACGAAGAGGAAGAAGAAGAGGAGGAGGACGACGACGACGAGCAGGAGAAGGAGGAGAAGGAGGAGAAGGAGGAGGAGGAACAGGAAGAAGAAGAGGAGGACGAGGAGGAAGAGGAGGAUGACGAAAACGAAACGAAAGAAGAGGAGGAGGAUAAGCCUGUAAGGAGGACGAGCUGGGAAGAAGAAGAGGAGGAGGACGAAGAGGAGGAAGAAGUUGAGGAGGACAAGGAGGAGGCGGAAGAAGAGGAGGAAGAGGAGGAGGAAGAAGAAGAGGAUGAGGAGGAGGAAGAAAGGAGGAUGACGAGGACGAAAUGGAAGAAGAGGAGCAGCAGCAGGCGGCGGAGGAUAAAGGAGGGGGAGGAGGAUGACGAAGACGAAGAGGAACAAGAGGAGGAGGAGGAUAAAGACGAGCAGUAUAAGGAGGAGGACGAGCAGGAAAACGAAGAGGAGGAGGAGGAGGAGGACGAUGACGAAGACCAAGAGGAAAAGGAGGAGGAGGGGGAGGAGAAGGAGCAGCAACACCACAAGGAGGAGGAGGAGCAGGAUAAGGAGGAGGACGAGCAGGAAAACGAAGAGGAGGAGGAGGAGGAGGACGAUGACGAAGACCAAGAGGAAAAGGAGGAGGAGGGGGAGGAGAAGGAGCAGCAACACCACAAGGAGGAGGAGGAGCAGGAUAAGGAGGAGGACGAGCAGGGCAAAGAGGAGGAGGAGGAGAAGGAAGAAGAAGAGAAAGAGGAGGAGGAAGGGGAAGAAGAAAAAGAGGAAGAUGUGGAGUAGGUGACGAAAACGAAGAGGAAGAGAAGGAAGAGGAGGAGGAGCAGACCUACGUUGAAGUCCGGAGACGAUGGCUGCUCGGCG
Chara braunii is the source of this 1527-nucleotide messenger RNA. The record is from the annotation of a GenBank genome assembly. NCBI's taxonomy places the organism in Eukaryota, Viridiplantae, Streptophyta, Charophyceae, Charales, Characeae.